Molecule: messenger RNA, 855 nt
Organism: Funneliformis mosseae
Lineage: Eukaryota; Fungi; Glomeromycota; Glomeromycetes; Glomerales; Glomeraceae
Source: the annotation of a GenBank genome assembly
AUGAGCACUGGCAUUCGCAUUUACAAUCCACAUUCAGUAAUAUCUUAUCUAUAUAAUGACGCUAUUAAUAAUUAUUGGAUCAAUAGUAGUCAGACAAUCACAAUUAUAAAAUACCUAAAAAUGUGUGGAUCGGAUAUUAAAGAACUGCUCUAUAAUCAUUUAUAUUCCUUCUAUCAAUCGCAAGAAGUUGAGUCUGGUGAAAAUCAGUUUGACAUUUUACAAGACGUGCAACUAAAAUUGAAUCUCCGAUACGAUCUCCUUGAUAAGGAGCCAGAGAUAAACGCAAUAUAUACUUUAUUAUACUAUAGUGGUUACUUGACCGUGGUUUCACCACCAAUAAAUACUACGACGGUCAAACUAGUUAUCCCAAAUGAAGAGGUAGCAAACCAAUGGAAGUUGUGGAUUUUUGAAAUAAUCGGCAUGAAACGUGUAAAGACAAACGAAAUUUACGAAUCAUUGUUCAAAAAAAAUAUUGUUAUGUUUUGCGACCAAUUUCCAUCACUUUAUACGGAGUUAGUGUCUUGUUAUGAUAUUGCCGAUUCCAAAAGAUGUAAAUUAUACGAAACUUGGUACCAUUCAUUUAUUCUCGGAACACUUGCUAUGUAUCAUGGUGAUGAAUACCAGGUGUUAUCUAAUCGUGAAACUGGGGAAGGCCGCCCGGAUGUUCGGCUAGAUCAAAUUGUCGAAAAGAAAUACCGGGCAAAUCUUUCAAAUAAUAUCAAGGUAAAAGUUGAGGUCGCCAUUGCUUUCCAUGAAAAGAAUGUUUUUGUUUCAGCCCGUUGCCUAGAACGUAAAAAAGAUGGAUUUAUAAUGAAUGAUACCUGGGAAGUUGUUGCUGAAUCGGAAUCUGCUUAG